This is a messenger RNA of Ceratitis capitata (Mediterranean fruit fly), 4577 nucleotides long. Its product is annotated as monocarboxylate transporter 4. Bases 1439 to 3811 code for a protein of 790 amino acids. The transcript has a single exon. Gene Ontology annotation, molecular function: monocarboxylic acid transmembrane transporter activity. Lineage: Eukaryota; Metazoa; Arthropoda; Insecta; Diptera; Tephritidae. The record is from RefSeq and is a predicted model, not a curated record. Gene Ontology annotation, biological process: monocarboxylic acid transport; transmembrane transport.
AAAUUAUACUAAAAUAUUAGAAAAAACAUCUAAAUUUCCUUUAAAUAUCCCUACUCCAGUAGCAGCCACGCUUUAAACUCCUUUAAAAAAAAUUAAUAAAAUAGUUGGAAUAAUCAAAUAAAACCGCUCAAGUGCAAUUUGCAACCAAAACAGCAAAAGCGAAUAUAGUCAAAGCGUAUAAAACAAAAACAUCAUUGAGAAGUAAUAAGACAAAAAAUAACACACACACACACACAGCGGCGCAUACAAAGGAAAAGAGUGUCAUUCCAUUCGAUAACGAGAACAAACAAAACAACAAUUCGCUAAAGAAUAACAAGAAAUUAUCAAAAACAAAUAAAAAAUUACAAUAAUAUAAAUAGGAACAAAAAAGCAGAUAUAAACCAGAGAAGCUUACGCGCUCACAAAACGAGAGUAACACGAGUGCAGUUUGAAGCAACGAGCAGACAUUCUCGACUUUGAAACUGUCAUACCUGCGCCAAUAUUCAACAUUCAACUAGGCUACUCACUCAGCCACCCUUGAAGUACCCGUAGAGAGUUCUACCGCGUGUUCCGCCGACGUCGUCGUCGUCGUCGUCGUCGCGUCGUGGUCGUUGUAGUCAUCAUCAACUCGCUAUCGUCUCCGUAAUCGUUGUUAGCUAAGAGAAUCGAGAAUGUAGUUAGUGCUGAGCAUUCAAGUGGCCCACCACCCAACAAUCUGACAAGAGCAACUCACUCAGCAAAGUAACUAACAACAGCGCGAGUGUACAAACGUGCGGAGUUUAAUGUGUGACAGCGAGUCGGUGAAGCGCCAGCAGUCGGCAGUCAUCAUUACAGCACAGCACAGCGCAGUAUGUGAGAUAAAGCUUAAACAGUGCCGAAAUCCAAAAGGAAGAAAUUUAAAUUAAUAUUGAACUUUGCUGAACCGUGACAAUUGACCACCAAUAAUCGUGGUGGUCACAAGUGCUCAAGUUCUCGAGCGCGCAUAAGAAGAAAAAAUUAAAAUCAAAAAAAAAAAAAAUUACGCACAUUAAAAAAAUAUUCGAGCACUAGUAUAUACCGUUCGUGGUAGAGAAAAAGUGAAAGUCAAUUUGAAAGGAAAGACAGGAAAAGGGACGAAAUAAACGUGUAGAGCAAGAAAAAAAACAAAAAAGCUGUCAAAAAGCCAAAAGCAAAAGUGUUUUGCUCGUGAUGUAGUGGUUGGUGAAGAACAACACAAAAGUAAGCAGCAGCAGACAAGAGCACCAAAGCAAGGUAGUCCGUCAGUCACUACUGCUACCAAGUGAAAUAUAACACCAAAAAUACAUAACUUUCAAGCAAAUAAAAUAAAACUAGUAUAAAAUUGCGUGAAGUUAAAAACAUUACAGCAAAAGAUUACACACGCUUGUAACCUCUUAAUUACUAAUAUAAAGUAGCAUUAAGUAAGAUAAAAAAAAACACACACAAAUAAAAUAAAAGCAAAAUGGGUGAUACAAAUGCGCUGGGCUCCGCUACGCGUCUACGCAAAUUCGAUCGCACGGACUGUGAAGUUGCCUGCGAAGAAGCCGCCCGCCUAACCGCCGACCUGCAGGAGGGCGCCGUCAGUCCGGAUGAAGAUGACGACUUGAGCGAAUAUGGCGAGCUGCCACCACCGCCCGAUGGUGGCUAUGGUUGGGUCAUCUGCUUUGCAUCCUUCAUGUGCAACAUGAUUGUGGACGGUAUCGCGUAUACGUUUGGUAUAUUCCUUGGUGAAUUCGUCGAAUAUUUUGGUGAGGGCAAGGGUAAAGUGGCCUGGGUCGGCAGUUUAUUAAGUGGCGUUUACUUGAGUGCUGGUCCGAUAGUGUCCGCGUUGGCGAAUAAAUUUGGUUGUCGUACGGUAUGCAUUGCCGGCAGUGUUGUAGGUUGUAUUGCUUUUGUAUUGAGCACGUUCAGCACGUCCGUGAAUAUGUUAAUGCUGACAUAUGGUGUGAUAGGCGGUUUCGGAUUCGGUAUGAUUUACCUGCCUGCAGUUGUCGCUGUCGGUUAUUAUUUCGAGACGAAACGUUCGCUGGCAACGGGUAUUGCAGUAUGUGGCUCCGGGUUUGGUACAUUCGCCUUCGCACCACUCGCCACGUAUCUGUUACAACAGUAUGGCUGGAAGAAUGCGUUGCUCAUAUUUGCUGGCCUCAUUUUGAAUUGUGCCAUUUUUGGCGCUAUGAUGCGUCCACUCACCUAUCCCAAAAAGAAGAAGGUCAAACCGUUGAUGCAACGCAUGUAUGAGGAGAAGCAAUUGCAAUUGGAACGCGGUUCAAUCGUUGGUUCACAUUUCAUGGUACAGCUGCCGGACGGCACAAUGGAACGUAAAAUGAAAAUGCCCCUCAAUGCCGAUCCUGGCGUGCACUCUAGUCUCAAUUUGGAAUUGCUCGCCGAACAGGGCACAUUACAUCCCGUCUCAACGCUUCCAACUAUAACCGAAGCGAAAGUUGCUGAAUAUCAAAGUGGUGCACAGAGUCCACCAACUGUCGAUAGUAAUGGUCAAUUGGAAGUGAAACGCAGCGGCAGACGUUCACAUCGUAAUUCCGAAAGCGAGACAAGCCCUUACAAUUCCGUCGAUGCAAUGACACGUAAUGCCUCACAGCCCGCCUUUAUGGCAGAUCAUCAAAGUCUUCCAAAGAACGGUUCGGUGCCUUCGUUCAAUCGUGUACGCAAAACCUCAGCUAGCGAGCGUUUUCAACCAUCACUGGCCGCCAUACGCGCAUCAUCACGCGGCGAUCUCGACAGCAAUGGCGUUGAAAUGGGUUUUACCUCAUCGAAAAUGUCACUCUCACAAAGUCAGUCCAGUGGCAAAAUGGUGCGGCCCAUGUCACGUAAGGAUAUCUUCUAUUCCGGCUCUGUGACCAACUUGCCACAAUACCAAUCCCAGAAAUCGCUUACCAAUUACCGCAAUUCUGUACUUUCUCUAACCAAAUAUGAGAAGAGUAUGCAAAGUGUGCGUGUACUUGAUCCGCUAGCUGAAGCUGAAAAGGGACGCGACCAAUACGACUUGUGUCCCUGUCUCGCCAUACCAGACUCCAUAAAAUCCGUCUUCAAUACCAUGUUGGACGUUAGCCUAUUGAAAGAUCCAGUUUUCAUGCUAAUCGGCAUCUCAAAUAUCUUUGGCAUGGCGGGCUUAUAUGUUCCAUUCGUGUACCUAGUUGAUGCGGCUAAAAAAGAUGGAAUUGAGGAGAAUUCAGCAUCAUUUCUACUAUCCAUCAUCGGCAUAACAAACACAUUUGGCAGAGUAAUAUGCGGUUAUGUCGCCGAUUUUCCAAAGGUCGACUCGCUCUUUCUCAACAACGUCUGCCUGCUCAUCUCCACGGUGGCUGUGACAUUGACACCGCUUUGUUCUAGCUACAGUGCCUACGUGACCAUGUCUAUAUUCUUUGGUGUCGCCAUAUCCGGCUACAUUUCACUCACGUCAAUUAUACUCGUCGAUUUAUUGGGUCUGGACAAGCUCACCAAUGCAUUCGGUUUGCUCAUUUUGUUCAGAGGUUUUGCCGCCAUCAUUGGUUCACCAUUGGCUGGCGCUGUUUAUGACGCAACACAAAGCUAUGACUUGCCAUUCUACAUGGCGGGUGGUCUGUUUGCGCUCUCGACUAUUACCAGCUUUAUGGCGCCAUGUCUAAAACGUUGCACGACCACAGAUGAGGCACCUAUGCAAAUUGAUACGCUAACACCGAUCGAUGAAGAGCAAGGCGAAGAGGCGGAGGAUGAAGAGGAUCAACCGAUAACAAUUGUGCCGAAAAUUAUAAAAACACUACCCAGUCCACAGCAUGAUGAAACAGAGCGGGGAUUUACAAGUGAAACCAAUAAAAUUGGUGCGGAAUCAAAAUUAUAAAGGACAUAAGGAGUUAAAGAGUUAAAGAGUAUACAACCAAGUACCAGAAUUGGUUUGAGAGAUGAUUUGUUGAAGUUUUUAUGAAAGUUAAGGUGUUAAUACAGACACCGCCGCGCUAUACACGCAAAACGAUGUAGGUGAAUGCAAGCGGCAACGCUGUCAAGACUACAAAACCAGAGCGAUAUUUUUUUUUUUUUUUAAUAAAAGCAACUAACCAAAAUCAUAUGUGAAACGAAGAAAAUAAACAAAGAACUUAUUCUCAAUAUUUAGGCUAAUUUUUACUAUAUGCAUAUAAACACAUACAUACACACACAUACAUGAAAACACACACAAAUUUAAUAUUCUAGCUUUCUAGCUAAUUAUUGUAUUAGUUUUAUAUUAUUAUUAUAUUGUCAUAAUAAUUCUUAAAAAACAAAAUAAUGAAAAUAGCUGAAACUCGCGUUGCAAGCAAAAGGAGCUCACAUGAAGCUCCAAUUCAAGGCCUACACGCGUUUAAAAAGUUUAUAAGAAAAACACAUAAGCUAAGCAAAAAAUUUACCAAAAAAUAUCAAACCAAAUUAUUAUGUACUGUACUGUAGUUAAAGUCUGUAAUGUGAGGAAUAUUUUAAUGUGAAUGCAGAACGAGAAAAGAAAGAAAAAAUUAAAUGUUAAACAAUUAUUACUUGUUGUUAAAAAAAAGAUAGCAAAAAAAAAAGAACUAACCACAGCAUUAUUAUGUAAAUGUGAAUUUGUAAAGGCGUAGAGUAGAAGGAGUAGUUUAGAAAAA